Vanessa atalanta (red admiral) is the source of this 1936-nucleotide messenger RNA. Its product is annotated as putative phospholipase B-like 2. The transcript is spliced from 13 exons. Gene Ontology annotation, biological process: phospholipid catabolic process. NCBI's taxonomy places the organism in Eukaryota, Metazoa, Arthropoda, Insecta, Lepidoptera, Nymphalidae. The coding region runs from base 139 to 1818 and encodes 559 amino acids. The record is from RefSeq and is a predicted model, not a curated record. Gene Ontology annotation, cellular component: extracellular region. Gene Ontology annotation, molecular function: glycerophospholipase activity.
AUGUAUGUAUUUGAAUCGUAAUUAAUAAUUUAUGAAUUUAGUUCCUUUUAAUAUAUAUUUAUAAUCUAAAAAGACUCAGUUACAGUUUAUAUUGUUCUUAGUUACCGUGAUUGGUUGAUGGCUGGCUGACGAGAAACAAUGAUUUUAUACAUAAAAUGUAGUAUUUUAUUACUAUUUUGUUUGUUUUUACGUUGUGAAAGUAAGUAUGGGUUUGUAACUUGGUCAAAUGGAGAAGCUGUAAUUUCGACGACAAAAAACUACAAUGAAAUUCCAAAGGUGCAUUUGGCAAGAGCCACAUACAGCAAUGAAAUUAAUACCACUGGUUGGGCUUUCCUUGAAUUACAUACAUCAGCUGAUUCAAGUGAUGAAAAACAGGCAUAUGCAGCAGGUUAUCUAGAGGGUUAUCUAACUCGGGACCUCAUUUGGAUGCACUGGCAAAAUAUGCUAAAAGGAUAUUGUUAUAAUAAAACUGAAAUAUGCAGCCUAAUUGAGGACUUUGUGGACAAGAAUGAAGAUUAUAUUGCCUCAAUGGUGUAUGCAAAUCCUGUAGACCCAUACUGGUAUCAGAUGAAGCUUUACUACAUCCAGAUAGAAGGCCUAGCGGUUGGCUACAAUCAAGCAACCAGUGACGCGUACGAGUGGCUCACUGUUAGAGACUUAAUAUGGAUUAACAUGCUGGGCGACUUGGACGAGCUGGCGAUAGCGCUGUCGGCGCCGAAGGAGAACCCCGAGGGGCUGCUGUUCGGGGAGCACUGCAGCGGACUUGUCAAGCUGCUGCCGGACUGGUCGGAGCUGUACACGUCACACGUCACGUGGAACAGCUAUCAGUCCAUGCUCCGAAUACAAAAAACUUACGUACUGAACUACAGACUCACGCCUAAUGACAAGAAACUCAUCCCGGGCCGAAAGAUGGCGUUCAGCUCUUACCCCGCAUUUGUACAGUCAACAGACGACUUCUACAUAAUAUCCUCGGGCCUGGUGGCCGCGGAGACGACUAUCGGGAACAGCAACCGAACGCUCUUCGAGCUGGUGCAGCCAGUAGGGCAGAUCUUGGAGUACGCUCGCGCGAUGGUCGCCAAUCGGCUCGCGAGGGACGGUAAGGAGUGGGUCGAAAUAUUCCGGAGGCACAACAGCGGGACAUACAACAACCAAUGGUACAUAGUGAACUACAACAAGUUCAAGGCAAAGACCGAGCAGUCCCCGGGCUCCAUCAAGCCGGGCCUGUUGUGGGUGGUGGAACAGCUCCCAGGGUACACGGAAGCGGCUGACUUAACGGACCACCUGAAGCAGACGACGUACUUCCCGUCUUAUAAUAUUCCGUACUUCCCGCGCAUGUUCAACCUGAGCGGCGGCAAUAUGCGCGUGGCCAUGUACGGCGACUGGUUCGGCUACCACACCAACCCGAGGGCGAAGAUCUUCAAGGCUCUACAGGCGGAGGUGCGCAACGCGCGCGACAUGUUCGGCGUGCUGCGCUACAACGACUUCCGGCACGACCCGCGCGCGCGCUGCGCCUGCGCCCCCCCCUACAGCGCCAUCAACGCCGUGGCCGCGCGGAACGACCUCAACCCCGCCAACGGCACGUACCCGUUCCGCGCGCUGGGUCACCGCAGCCACGGCGCCACGGACGCCAAGAUGACGAGCUCGGUGCUCCGCACCCGCUACCAGUUCCUCGCCGUGUCCAGCCCCACGCACCACCUCACGCGGGGGAUCCCGCCCUUCCAGUGGAGUAAAUUCGACAUGGGUCCCCUCGUAUCACACGUAGGUCAUCCCGACCUCUGGAUGUUCACCCCAAUCCUGCACCGCUGGGAGUGGGGCUGAAGAAAACUAGGCUGCUUGAAUUAAGAGUCAAUUUAAAUUUAACUUCAAUGGCAACUAUUACUGUACACUUUGUUUUAGUAAGAAUCUUGUUAUAUGUAUUUGAAAAAUAUACUAUACU